CAAUAGCUUUGUUGUACACGAUAUUUUUAUCCUGGAUUUUUUCUGUGCGCGAAUUUUUUUUUGGUAUUUGCUCAAACACCCCCCCCCCCAGAUAUUUAAUGGUCCGUCCCUAAUAUCAUCUAGCGCAAUUCCAAUUUUGAAAUGUUUUUCAUUCCUGGAACAAAGAGUUUCUUCCAACUCGCUCAGAUUCUUUAAUUUCUAUUCUUAUAGCUUUUCAGAGCAUGCCGCCAACAAGUCCUACUGCUUUGGUUAUUGGAGCCUCUAGGGGCAUUGGAAAGACUAUUUGUUUAGCAUUGGCGAAGGCAGGUUAUAACAUUGGUGUGUCUUCUAGAACAACAGAACACACUGCCAAGUUACCUGGUACAAUUUUUACUACAGCAAAGGAUAUCGAACACUUGGGAUUGCGUGCAAUACCUAUUGAAUGUAAUGUUAGAAAAGUUGAAGAUAUUAACAAUGCAGUAGAGACAUGUAUUUCCCACUUUGGCUCUUUGGAUGUGGUUAUCUACAAUGCUGGAGCAAUAUUGUGGAAUAAAGUCAUAGAUACAUCGGUGAAGAGAUUUGAUUUGAUGCUAGAUGUAAACAUUAAGGGAGCAUAUGCAUUAACGCAGGCUGUGCUGCCGCCCUUUUUAGAAAACAGACAUGGGAAAAUUAUUAUGGUAUCACCUCCAAUAUAUUCAAGAUUUUUCAAAGGAAAAACUCCAUAUGCAAUAAGUAAAAUUGGAAUGUCAAUUUUGGUUCAAGGCCUUAGUACUGAAUUAUGUGGAACUGGUAAAUAUUUUGGGGCAAGUCCAUUUCAGCAGAGGCAUGAAUAUUAUUACAGUAUAUAUGUGGGCUCACAUGUAUAUUAUAUAUGGAUCCAGCAUGAUCUUGUAGGAAGGUGGGUGCUCUGCCAGCUCUGGUGCCGAGUUGUGUUGCCGUCAUGUGUGCCGCCCGCCCAUCGACACACUGUAUUUCAAUUGUAAUGAGUUGUUCACAGUUCGCUUAUCAUUGAUGUUAUUGCUCAAAUUACUGUAUCUCAUUUUAUCUCUAUUAUUUUUUGCUUUAUUAUUGUGAAAAAUAGCACCCCUCUGGCUCUUCACCCACCCAGAAUAUAUCCAUUCCUGAUAUAAUCUUUAGGAAAGCCAGUCCACAUGACCAAAUAUCAGACCAACUUAAUGUGUUAUGGUCAGACAUGAUCAGACACGCUAAUUAUUUACAGAACUCACAAGGGAAAGGUUGUACAGUACAGUGUACAUUUGUAUGUAAUUAGUUCACUUGCAUAUCAGCCAUAAUGACUGUGUGCACAGCACAAUCAGUAGAUGGCCAUAUAUGUGUUUUCACAUCACAUGUAAAAACAAAUUAAAUCCAUCUUGAGUAGAGUUUUCGUAGUUGGCUCUUGAGGCUAGCUUACCUCUAUAGAAACAUCCACUAAAUGACUGAUCUAAAGGUAGGAGAGGAAGAUAACUUUGGGGGGAUUGGGUGCUGCAUUACAGGUUUUCUCACUGUUUAAUGGUCUGAUUAUUAAAGUUGCCAUUAAAUCCAAAUUCACUCUCAGUGUAUUUGUUUAUGGUAAUUGAACUAGUGAAUAUAGUUGUAUUUAUUCAUGGCCAUCUGCUUUCCAGGGAUUUUCACUAGGAGUGCACAGUGAGUCACAAACUUAAUAUGCUUGCAUGUCAGUCUGAAUGCACAAUUUAUUACACAUGCAUAAUGGGGGCAUGAUACAGUACAAUAAUGCAAUGUUGAUAUCACAUGUGCAAUGCAUUAGUGCAUGUAUGUUGCUGCAUGAGUGACUUGGUUGGUUGCUGCAUAUAUUGCUGCAUAUGUUGCCACAUAUUUGGGUUCAGAUAUUCUUGAAACUGAAUGAUUCUGCCUCUUAUUCUUUGUACAGGAGUGUCUAUCACUGCUUUAUGGCCAGCUACUGUAAUCAAAUCUCAUGUCACAACCGUUCUUGGAGUGGAAUCAAAAUUAAUGAGAGAGCCCGAUAUUUUUGCAGAUGCAUGUCUAGCUAUUGCAGGAGAAAGUACAAACAGGUAUUCUGGCAUGCCUGGCUUUUUUAUCAUACGUACAGCUUAGUAGACUAAAUAUUGACUUUUCAAUAGCUAGUAACUACUGUAAUCAUGUCAACUUCCAAACAACAGGCAUUUCCCAAGGUACUGUAGGUUUACUGCAUGGCUGGAUUGCGUUUUGCACCUCCCCUGAGAUUGUUUGCAUCUCCCCUGAAAGGUCACGCACCUCCCCUUGGGAAACUAAUAACUAUUCAUCACUGCUGUAUCAAUUAAGUGCCCUUUUAAUUAAUUUUGAAAUACACUUUGUAGCAAUGUAUUAAUGAAGAGCAAUAUUGGAUGAGUCGUACAGUCAUAAUUCAUAAAAUAAUACACUGAUACAUAUGUACAGCACAUGCAUAUGUCAUGUAGUUGACUUUAAUAGGGGCUAUAUUCUAAUCCUAACAUUCCAUGGGGGUUGAGGGCUAGACACUGCACCAGGUGCAGCAUCUAGCCCACAGCCCCCAUGGAAUGUUAGGACUAGAAUAUAGCCCCUGACCUCCCCUAAAUAUAUUUCCACCUGCCCCCAGCAUUUCCACCAAAAUCCGGCCUUGGUUUACAGUAUAACACCUCUACCAGAGGCGCGAAAAUUAAUGUUAAUUGGUGUAUAAAUUUUUCAUAUUCUGUUGUUGGAAUGCAUUAUUGAAAAUUAUUUUUGUUUGUAAAUCGUUUAUGUGACUUGCAAAAAUAGAUUAAAUUCUUGGGUUUCAUAUGACGUCACAAAAGUGACGGGCGGUCAACUCUAAAACACAGUUAUCAGAGUGAGUCAAUUGUUCGUUUUAUGUAUUAGCCUUGUGUUUUGUAGCAAAUACGUGGAAUUUCGUAUCAUUUUCUCACUCCAGUACAGCAUAAGCCUCAAUGCAUUUGAGGCUGACCCCCCGUCAGAUUCACUGCAUUCUGCCGUAGUGAAACCCAAGCAUAUCUUGAGUUCUUGAUUUCUAAACGCGGCACAUAUAACGAAAUUAGUCUUAUUUGUACAUCUUUUCUGUAUCACAAUGUGUCUUCUUUGGACACAUUUUGUCUUUGACUACAAACAGCGUGCAUGCCGUCAUCUUUGUCCAACGACGUCACGGUCACAACUAGGUUUGUAUUUUGCCAACUUGAUUCUUAUUACCCUUUUUAUGGUGGUAUUUGCAAUAUAGUAAGAUAUUUCAUCUUGUCAUAUUGUUAAAAUUUCAUGCGAAAAUUGCAGACUGCGGUUUUACUUGUAUGUGUACAAAAUGCUAUACAGGAAAUAUAUAGGAGUUAUGGCAAAGGCCAAAGCCAACUACUGUUAAACAAAAGCAAAUAUGCGGUGUUUGUACAUGUACUAUAAUUAUUUAUUUUACUCUGUACUGUAAAUAUCUAAAUGCUGUGGUAAUGACUUUUCAUUUUGCUGUUGUAGAUUGAAUGGGAAGUGUUUAAUUGAUGAGGACUAUCUUCGCAGCAUUGGAGUCAGAGACUUCGAAAAAUAUCGCUGUAAUCCGGAUUAUGAACCGCCAAGAAUGAUGCCAAAAGAAUUCCCUUCUUUACUUGUUGACGAAGAGAACAAUUCCCUAGACCUUAGCGUACAAAUUCAUAAAAACUGAAUAAGGAGAUAGCAGUUGUCUAGGUCGUUUACCACCUUACAGGGUGUAGCGUAAGGCCUGUUUCAGAUGUCAAACUAAAAUGCAAACGACCUGAACUCUUUGGUUGGGCUUCAACUUGGGCUCAUUAUAUCGGCAUUAUUGGGCCUUCGCUCGAAAUGUCAAAACUCUGCUUAUAUUUUUCAGGUUGUUUUGUUAUAUAAUUCACACGGCAGCUGUCCGUUAUCGUCGUUACAUACACUGGCGCAUACCGUAAAGACGAAUGUGUGUUGCUAUGGUAACAGUACUGUGUCAUAUUGACUAAACAGAAAUUUAUUAGAAUUUCCUUCGCCCAAUAUAGUUUCCUGAAAUUUUGUAGGUAUACUUCUCAGAACAUCAUCAAAUAAUUAGGCAGCCUAAAAAUAAGGUUUUUACGGAUGUUACGCAAAUUGUUUUCUAAAAACUAUUUGGAAUUUUCUAAAUAUUAUUGGAUUUCUAAUUUUGUCUAAUAACUCGUGCUUGUCUUUUAUAUUUAAUAUAUAUCACACCAUACAAUUAUACAAAGUCAACUCUAUCCUAUUAUUAUCCACUCUGUGUUAUUAGUCUGUUACCAAUUAAUUAUGACAAUGGAGAUUCAAACGAAUUGACUGGCUAGCUAUAGCCCCCUAGCCCCGCCGUUACGUUCCAAUGACCUCAAUUGCUUUGCCCGACAUACAGCCCAACACUAAGUAAAAUUUGCCCGACUAUCAUACCAAUCUUAAACUGAUACUGUGCAGAAAUCUCUAUACUUAUAUAUAAUAAAUAUUAGCAUAUAUUCGUGGGGACUGAGGUGGUGGAUAGUUGUUGAUUGGUUUCUCAGCUCCGCGGAUAUCCUUGACAUCCUUGCACUAUUCACCUCCGGACAAAAACAAAAUUUCUUCCCGUUUCGUUCCGCGGUUACAGACGAGGAAUUUUUGUAACUAAAAUAACUAAACGAAGCUGCGGUUGCGCCAAACACGAAGAAAGCCGCAGGCCCGCAACGUUUUGUUUAACUGACAGUAUGUAGAGGUACAGGUAUUCUUAAAGCUAUUUCUAAUGAAUAAAAUUACUAAAAUAGGCAUUUCCAGCUUUUAGUUUAUGCCUGCAGGGAAUGAUGGGAAGUAAGGUAUCAUAUUGCUGAUUAUGCUUAAAAUUUUCAAUAAAAACUAUCGAAACAACCGAAAUAUUUCAAUAUUUACAAGUAUAAGCUAUCACUCCGUGUUUACACGGCCACCAUUUUUAUUUUUUCAGCGUAAUCAGCAAUGUGAUACCUUACUUGCCAUCGUCCCCUGCACGCAUAAUCUAAAAGCUGGAAUUGCCUAUUAAGCGUGUAAAUACUGUUUUGUUUACAAUAUUAUGAGGAC
Molecule: messenger RNA, 4947 nt
Organism: Paramuricea clavata
Lineage: Eukaryota; Metazoa; Cnidaria; Anthozoa; Malacalcyonacea; Plexauridae
Source: the annotation of a GenBank genome assembly